AUGUCGACACCAGCAAGAAGAAGACUCAUGAGAGACUUUAAACGCAUGAAAGAAGAUGCACCACCAGGCGUAUCGGCAUCGCCAUUGCCUGAUAAUGUUAUGGUAUGGAAUGCAAUGAUUAUUGGACCGGCUGAUACACCAUAUGAAGAUGGUACAUUUAGACUACUAUUAGAAUUUGAUGAAGAGUACCCUAAUAAACCACCACAUGUUAAAUUCCUAAGUGAAAUGUUCCAUCCAAAUGUUUAUGCCAAUGGAGAGAUAUGUCUUGAUAUUUUGCAGAAUAGGUGGACACCGACUUAUGACGUAGCGUCCAUACUUACGUCGAUUCAAAGUCUUUUCAAUGAUCCAAAUCCUGCGUCUCCAGCUAAUGUAGAGGCAGCAACUUUAUUUAAAGAUCAUAAAUCUCAAUAUAUCAAAAGGGUCAAGGAAACUGUAGAAAAAUCGUGGGAGGAUGACAUGGAUGAUAUGGAUGAAGAUGAGGAAGAUGAGGAAGAUGGAGAUAACUAA
Molecule: messenger RNA, 507 nt
Organism: Zygosaccharomyces rouxii
Lineage: Eukaryota; Fungi; Ascomycota; Saccharomycetes; Saccharomycetales; Saccharomycetaceae
Gene: RAD6
Product: E2 ubiquitin-conjugating protein RAD6
Exons: 2
Coding region: 1-507 (168 amino acids)
Biological process (GO): DNA repair; protein polyubiquitination; proteasome-mediated ubiquitin-dependent protein catabolic process
Cellular component (GO): HULC complex
Molecular function (GO): ubiquitin conjugating enzyme activity
Source: RefSeq, a predicted model, not a curated record